AUGGCUUACGUUUGCGAAUAUUGUGGUGUAUCAUUUAGCCGUAAUUAUAGUAUGUUGCGUCAUAAGAGGGAAUCGUGCAUGUCACGAUUUAUUCCUGAAGAGGUUGGAGGAAAGCGACCUAGAUUCGUUGGUGCGGUAUCCAUGAAAACGUGUGCGUUAUGCGAUGUUACAGUACCUGCAAAUUUUAUGGCGGCGCAUCAGAGGACGGCACAACAUAGAAAUAAUUCAUGUAUACCAUUAUGUGAUGGUGUAGAACGUGUGGACAGCGCUUUCAGAAAUAGGAUUGCAACAUACCGUAUAAGCAGCGAUACUGACCACAUUGACUUUACAGUAUUUUUUAACGAGAUUAUUGUGAAAGUGUUGAAUGUGUUGGAGCAGGCGUUGGGGUUACAUGGUGCAAUUAAAGUGAAUAUGGUUGUGGCUGGACUAUAUUAUCACCCAACACAAGAUGUGCAUUCAGAAAAAUCAUUCAAUACCUCCAACAAAAUUAUAGCUGUUGGAAGUGAUCUGAAUGAAGUUUAUCAAUCAUUUGUUGAAGUAAUGAAAACAAAAUCGACAGAGUUCCAGGAGAAAGAUUCAGGUAUGUAA
Ceutorhynchus assimilis (cabbage seed weevil) is the source of this 588-nucleotide messenger RNA. Lineage: Eukaryota; Metazoa; Arthropoda; Insecta; Coleoptera; Curculionidae. The record is from the annotation of a GenBank genome assembly.